Molecule: messenger RNA, 721 nt
Organism: Lingula anatina
Lineage: Eukaryota; Metazoa; Brachiopoda; Lingulata; Lingulida; Lingulidae
Product: glycine receptor subunit alpha-2-like
Biological process (GO): monoatomic ion transmembrane transport
Cellular component (GO): membrane
Molecular function (GO): transmembrane signaling receptor activity; extracellular ligand-gated monoatomic ion channel activity
Source: RefSeq, a predicted model, not a curated record
CUGAAACGUAUUUUCAUCCCGUGACUCUGAUGUAAUUGGUAAAUUGGGAAAGCGCGUCUAAGAAAAUGUACCCGCGUUCGUUCAGUAGCUUUGUUAAGGUCAAAAUAUCAGCCGUCCGAUGAUUUGUCGCAGAAGAAAGCUUUAUCUAACUCGUGCGCGAACAGGAGGAUAACUGAUGAUGCUGAAUGUGGAGGUUAUGUCAUUUUUCAUAGUACUCACGUACUUGGGAAACUCUUUGGCGGACAACCAUGGAAACAAGUCAUCAUACGAACUAAAAAGGGAUGCUCUCUUGAGCCUGGACCACAUCACCUUCAGCAAUGAUUACGACCGAAGGAUACGCCCUCAUCUGCAUAAGGAAAUCCCCACCGCUGUGAAAGUCAAUUUGGCGAUCAACUCCUUCAGUGAAUUCAAUGCAGCAGCAAUGGAUUUCACCGUGAACCUUUACCUUCGACAGAUGUGGAAUGACCCUCGCCUUCAACUGAACACGAGCAAUCUCUCGGAUAAUGUUCACCGGUCCGGGAUCACGCUCUCUGAUAAAGCAAUAGGAGACGUGUGGGUGCCGGAUUUGUUCUUCUCGAACGAAAAGCAAUCCUGGAGGCAUGACAUCACCACCCCGAACAUAUUGCUGAGGGUCACAGAAGAGGGUAAUAUUCUCUAUUCUCAAAGGUCAGUGGUGUGGUCAGCGUGUGGUCAGUGUGAUUUUUGUUGGAUGUUAUUGUGA